Messenger RNA from Varroa destructor (honeybee mite), 1899 nucleotides. RefSeq lists its product as uncharacterized. NCBI's taxonomy places the organism in Eukaryota, Metazoa, Arthropoda, Arachnida, Mesostigmata, Varroidae. The record is from RefSeq and is a predicted model, not a curated record.
ACAACGUGGCCGAAAUCAUGCGUAACGGAGUCGUUUCAAGUGUGCGUGAAUCGGUAUUACUUUUUCAUGUAAAGUUGAUGGAUGAUGCCGACCUGAUAAAUGAUACUCAUAGAUAAUAUACUGUAGAAUACGGCAUUAUUCUAUAAACGAAUUCAUGAAUCAGUGUGCGAUGAAUAAUUUAUUUUUAACUUUAUAACUUCCGGGUGAGAAGCAAAAUCGUGUUGCGAUGGUACGGCCAUUGAGGUACGAAGCCGGAGACAAAGGUGUCACGAAAGGUGUGAAACUGUGCCAACUAAUUUACUGGGUUCAUCUCGAAGAUUAUCUCGACAGAACUUCAAAAUGGCGCGUUCAUAUUCUGGGCGGAUUGUCGUUUCGGCUAUAAUUGAUCAUCUUCUAUUGAUCAGUAUCGUAGCUCCUUUGGUCUCCGUCUAUUGGUGUGGGAUGUUCUUCCUCGUUGAUCACUACGUAUUCCCUAAGGAUUAUGUGACCAGUAUCUGGUUUACCUGUCUAUUCGGAUUCAGUGCUGUAUUCGUUUGCCAUGUGGUCCACGAGCGACUAACACGAUUGGCGCAAUUAACGGACGCCCUAUAUAAUCCGCUGGCUCGUUUCUAUUCAAUAAUCCUCAUAAUCGUAAUAGUUUUUCAAUGGCGCGGAUUUUGGUAUAUUCUGGACCAUUACCUAGGUCCUGGUUAUAUCUCGGGCUGCGCGUGCAUUGCGGCAGGUUUCUUUUUAGUGGCCACCAGCGGCUGCAGCAAAAGUAUCACCGGAGUGGUUCCGUUCAUCUUCAUAGCUGACGACAAAACCAACUACUUUAUCGCUCUGUCCAAAUUUUCGCACUUGUCCUCCCGCAGUUCCGUGCUACAUCUUGUUGAUCAUUUAUAUUCCGUUUUCUACAUUCAACCCAGUGUUAUCAUCGUCUGGCGAGGAGUUUGGCACCUUCAGGAUUAUGUGAUCUACCCAAAAGACUUCCUGUUAUCUGGAACCGUAACAUUAGGAGUCGGUGUCGUAGGCGCUUUCCUGUGUUAUAUCAUUCAGUGGCCACUGAACUCAUACGUAAAGAGACUUCCAAAAAUAUCCCGAUUUGUCGUGGAGCAACUAUGGCGUAUAAUCGUAGCAACAGUAGCAAUCUGCUACUGGCGAGGUUCGUGGCAAUUUUGGGCUCUCGCGUUUAAAGGAGACCUUUUCACGAUGUGGUUUGUAACGGUAACGUCCGCGUUCCUGCUAUGUACAUUCAACUGCUGGAGCAUAGCUACCCUUCGAGGUGUCUGGGUAGACGACCCACUAGACUCACAAGAGGAUUCGAUACUCCUAGAUGUCCACUACUGCACUGAGAUCGUCUCAACAAUUGAGAAAGAGCAAAUGCGCAAGAUUCGAACGAUGGAGAAUGAGACGUACCCAAUGUCGGCCUUGGAUAAAAGCAGUGCUAAUGGCGAUACGUCGUCUUUGUUUUUAAAUCACGUUAGCACCGCUCAAAAGUUCGAUUACUUCAGGGGUAGCGAUGAACGGCAAGAACAAGAGCCGUUUGCAUUGGGGUUAGAUACGCACAACGUGAUGGUAACACUAGGUAGGGAAUUCUCGUUUAACAGCUGGGGCGAAUCUCCGGAAAGUGUUAUUUGAUGGGAUUGUACAUGUGCUUUCGCCGGAAGGGGGUGGUCAGGGAAAACUGGCUGUAUUUAUACUUCUACCAAAGGACGCGAUUCGUGGGGAAGGCUUCUGCGACGCUCAAUAAUCGAAAAGUUUUCCUAUAUACCUGACGAACGUGCUGUGGCACAAAUAAAAAAAAAAGUACAGGUUCGUUUAGCGUCUAAAAGAAUCGGUAGAAUUAUAUAUUGUUAAUGUUUGCCCGUGUAAAUAAGUUAAUAAAAAAUGCGGGUCGUUGCUGUUUGCCGUAUCAUAUUA